AUGAGGCCGCUUUUCUUCUGUCUGCUCUUAGCGCUGCGGCUCGUCGCAGCCGACGAUGGCGAAGAAUCCGAUUCCAACCCGAGAUGCAACACCGAUGUAAACAUUGCAUCGCAAGCAGAUGCAGACUCCAUCGCCUCAUGUCACACCGUCCGUGGUAGUGUGACCAUGGCGAGCUCUGUGAGCGGAGCAGUCAACCUCCACGGAGUCGAGACAAUCCAGGGCCCUCUCACAGCUCGCGGAGCCUCGGACCUCAGUGCCUUGAUAGCGUCGGACCUGAAGACCAUUACUGGAACAUUGACCGUGGCGAACAAUGAUGCGCUCAAUCAAAUCUCAAUGUCCAACCUACAGACCGUUGGAGGAGACUUCAAAGUGGAGAACAAUCGAAAUCUAAAAGAUUUGUCGUUGAGUGAUCUGGACGAGAUCAGAGGGGGGGUGACCGUCUCUGACCUGACGAGGCGUAGAAUCUCCCUCUCGAAUCUCGAUACAGUCUGGGGACCGACUGUAAUCCAUAGCUCAGGUACCUUCAACUGCUCAAGUUUGGAUAGUAAACUGUCUGGAGAGGACAGAGUUUUCCAGAGCUCGUACUCAUGCACGACCGGCAAAAGCAACAAGUCAUCCGGCAGCGAUGGCCUCAGCACGGGUGCGAAAGCCGGAAUCGCCGUGGCAGUGGUGAUCGUCGUUCUGCUGAUUCUCUUCUUCCUUUGGCUGCUCAUCCGCCGACGAAAGCGCCAACAGAAUCGACGGACAGAAAAGACAGUGACGGACGCUAUCGCAUCUCAAACACCAGCUCCCACGGGCCACGAAUCCAACACAGAAAAGCUGACUUCAACGCUCACGCCGCCCCAAGAGGACGUCGAGAGGGGUAUCCCCCGAAAGCCAGUGUCCCCCCCACCAGCGGCAGACAGGAGGUCCUCUGUUCCAGCAUCCUUGCUCCCGGGAUCGGGGAGGUUGUCUGUUCCUGUAUCAUUACUUCCUGGGUCCAAUCCAUCAGUGUCUUCGGCUUCUGCGUCCCACCGAAGAGUCACGUCCGACCCCUCGCUAUUUUUACAUCAUAUCGCACCUUCAGCGCCACAGCCUCCACCGUCGGAGAUUGAUGUUCCGAUGCUGGACAGCGGGAAUGUGUAUGAGGUGGGCAACGAUCGAACAAGGCCCCAAACACCUAUCUAUGAGCUGGAUGGAGGUGGGAUGAGCAAUCAUCAGCAGCCCAUCCACCGCGAAUAA
Molecule: messenger RNA, 1221 nt
Organism: Aspergillus fumigatus Af293
Lineage: Eukaryota; Fungi; Ascomycota; Eurotiomycetes; Eurotiales; Aspergillaceae
Source: RefSeq, a predicted model, not a curated record